Seminavis robusta is the source of this 2938-nucleotide messenger RNA. NCBI's taxonomy places the organism in Eukaryota, Bacillariophyta, Bacillariophyceae, Naviculales, Naviculaceae. The record is from the annotation of a GenBank genome assembly.
UGGUACUGCCGUAGCUCAUAGCUUCUAAGUGAGUAAUGCAGAUGCUGUACGGUAUGCUGUUAACAAAUCAGUUUCUUCCGUGCGGGCCCGGUUGCUGUGCUAAUUUUCCGAUGCUUUAUGCAGCCAAUUGCCUUCCCUUUCGUACUGUUGCCGCCUGAAUGUGGCUUUUUCGCCACUGGAGCUCGACUGGUGUGUCUGCCCACUGCCCACUGCCCAAUAUUCUCGAUCAGUUAUCUAAGCCGUUGCUUACGAAACAAAAGAGAAAACCGAAGACAAAUAAAUGCAAAGUGGGAAAUAGAGGUGACAACGUGACAACCAACCUUCCCCAGCAAUAAAGUACUGGCAACUGCUUUCACCUUUCAAGGAAGCUCAUCAUCUCUCGCUCCCUUCUCAAUCACCUCAGUUAGUCGGUGCUGCUACCCCCACCUCAGACUUUUUUAUUAAAACAAACUCUUGUUUCAUUCAGCCAUCCAUCCAUCCAUCCAUCCAACUUUUGUACAAUGAGUGCCAUUUCGUUUUCCUGUUGCCUUGCCAACACGGCACCCAACUCUUGUCUCGCCCUUCAUCAUCAUGACGAUCUGGAGCGAAUGGAGACGAGUGACAGUCUUCCUCCUCCUCCUCCUGCUUCCUCUUCUUGUGUUGAAGAUGGCAACAACAACACUACUAAGGUUGUACUACCUUCAACCUGUGACUGUGACGAGAUUGCUCAAUUCAACAACGCGGGUGUGUCUCUCUUGGAACAAGGUCGACGAACCGAAGCAGCUAACAACUUUUUGCGGGCCCUGUGGCAGUUGGAACACCAACAGCAGCAGCAAGACCAAACGACGAGCUGCUGCAAUGCCAUUAUCAGCAGCAGCCAUCUUCUCUCCUCGACCAUCACGCCUGUUGCAAGCACCACUACUACUACUACUGCCCCCGAUACAGCAGCAUCAUCAUCGAUUCCACGGGAACGCGCCUUGCCGUCGUGCUACAUUUUUCAACGAGAAGACUACGACGAAGGCCUUCACGUCUAUCAAGAUGCUCUUCCCAUCCUCUCCUCCCAAGUGCACCAGCAAGUGGUGACGCUUCGCUACAACAUGGGACUCAUCUACGUGGGCUACAAGCAGUACAAUCAAGCGCGUCGAUGGUUCCAAAUGGCCUGGAACUUGCUCCAACAAUACCAACCCGCAGAUGAGCAACAACAUCUCCUCCAACUCUACAUUCUCCACAACUUGGGAUAUUGCUCCUACUGUUUGGGACUCAAUCCCGAAGCGAUGCAGUUCUAUCAAGAUGCCUUGGCCGUACUGACAACGUCUACUGGCAGCGCGACCAUGAUGGACCGCGCGGCGGCGUACAAUUGCAUUGCCGUACUCCUCUUUCACCGUAGCAGUGCCCAAGAGAACGACUCGGAAGAAGCCUUGACAUUGCUCCAAGAAAGCUUGAACAUUUAUCAAGCUAACACUAUUGUGUCGAGUUGUCGUCGCCAAGUCGCCACGGUUCUGGGAAACAUGGGACGCAUUCAUUUUCUCACCAGUGAUCAUGAAAUGGCCAUGAACGCAUUCCACAAGGCAUAUCACAUUCGAAAACAACUACUGGGCGAUGACUCGAUGGAUACGGCCGCCAUGUUGUUCAAUCUCGGCCAAAGUUUGCACUAUCGGGGUGCCUUGGAACCUGCUCUCGAAGCUUAUCGAGAAUUCUUAAGGGUGGCCAGUGGUCACUAUGGCAGUGCUACACAUCGCGACAUUUGUGCCGUCCAACGGGCCAUGGCACAAGUCCAUCGACAACAGGGACAACUCGACGAGGCGUGCACACUGCUGCGGCGAGCAUUCCAGGCCGGAUGUGGCGCCGUCGGACCGUUGGAGACGGAAGUCUCUUGUAUUCUAUCGGAAAUGGGAUCCCUCUAUGCCGAACGAAACGAUUAUACCAAUGCCAUUGAUUGCUUCUUGCACUUUUUGCAGACGCAAGAAACACUCUUCAAAGAUACACAGCCCCUUCAUGCCAACAUUUUGAUUACCAAAAUCAACAUUGCUCGAGUAUACAAGCACAAUACCGACUAUGUGUCGGCACUCCGGUAUUACAAGGAAGUGCAUGCCAUGCAAGUACAAAUACUCGCCAACAACAAGAGUACUAGCAACAGCAACACCCAUGGAACACCCACUCCUCCCGUGAGCAGUUUGGAAGUGGCGUCGACGCUCUCCAGCAUGGGACUCAUGUUGUAUCUCUUGCAAGCCUACAAACCAGCAUUGGACUGCUACCAAGAAGCUCUACGAGUCCGAUUGGAAAAACUUGGCACGAGUCAGCAUGCAGAUGUCGCCGAAACCAUCAAUUCCAUUGGUUUGGUCCUCUUCAAGUUGGGUAUGAUGGACAUGGCCAAGGAGGCCUUUCAAGAAUGCAUCCAACUGCGAACCAAGCUAUUGUUGCUGCAGCAACAGCAACAAAAUGAAACCAAAUUGCUCUCCUCGUCGUCAUCCUCCAAAGAAAUUGCCGUCCUCAUGUUCAAUUUGGCCACUUCCUGUAUGCAAAACGGAGAAGAGGAACAAGGCAUUGAAUGGUACUGCGAAUCUCUACGCGUCGAGCGACAAGUCUUGGGCAACCAUCAUCCCGAUGUCAGCAUGACACUGCAGCACAUUGCUCGUGUACACGAAGAACGAGGUGACUUUGAAUCGGCCAUUGACUACUUUCGACAAGCCUUGGAGAUUGCCAAGAGCAACCACAACAAUCAAGGAGAAACGGUGGUGCGUCUCUUGCGUGUCAUUGGCAACCUCCAUUUCAUGCUAGGAGAGGUUCCCAAAACCAUGGUCUGCUUUGCUGAAGCGAGUCGCUUGCAGCCGCCAGAGACCAACAGCAAAGGACACGAAGGUGUCUCCAGGACGGGAGCCAAUUUUUACGGCCUUAGUAGGCUUCAUCCACCGGGUGCGCGGGCUGCCUAACUAAACUGAUAAUAAUAAGAAUGAGGUCC